GUCUCGGCGGCUCCCUGUUUCUUCAAUGGAGAUUCGUUAUCCCGAGAGCGAGUCUUUUGCAAUAAGGAAUAUAUAUACAUAUAUAUACAUAUAUAUAUAUACAGCGCAAUAGAGUCGCGCUGAAUAUCGCGACUGAUAUUAAUAUCGCAGCGGGGAGACGAUGCAUUCCCUGCAGGGCUAGAGCUCGGACUUCAGUCUCCUGUUAUCUGUAAUCAUGCCUCUAGCUCGCAGUCUCUCCGUCUCUUCAUUGACUGGUCUGGAGGACUGGGGAGACGGGUUCGACCAGGAGGAUGCUGUCCUGUUUGAGGUGGCCUGGGAGGUCGCCAACAAAGUGGGCGGGAUCUACACUGUCAUUCAGACGAAGGCGAAGCUCACAGCUGACGAAUGGGGAGAGAACUACUUUCUGAUUGGUCCGUACGUGGAGAGCAGCGUGCGCACGCAGGUGGAGCUGAGCGAGCCCUCGAACCCGGCCGUGCGCAGAGUCCUGGAGUCCAUGAACAGCAAGGGGUGCAAAGUGUAUUUCGGGCGCUGGCUGAUCGAGGGGGGCCCCUGCGUGGUCCUCAUUGAUGUGGGGGCCACCGCGUGGGCCCUGGACCGCUGGAAAUCGGAGCUGUGGGAGAGCUGCAGUAUCGGGGUGCCCUGGUUCGAUCGGGAGGGGAACGAUGCCGUGCUGUUUGGGUUCCUGACGGCCUGGUUCCUGGGGGAGUUCAUUGCCCAGUGUGAUGAGAAGCCCCACAUCGUGGCUCAUUUCCAUGAGUGGCUCGCCGGGGUGGGGCUGAUCUUGUGUCGCAUUCGCAAGCUGCCCAUCGCCACCAUCUUCACCACCCACGCCACCUUACUGGGGAGAUACCUGUGCGCUGGGAGUGUGGACUUCUAUAACAACCUGCACAGCUUCAAUGUGGAUAAGGAGGCUGGGGACAGGCAGAUCUAUCACCGGUAUUGCAUGGAGAGAGCAGCGGUGACCUGCUGCCACGUCUUCACCACCGUGUCUCAGAUCACAGCGAUCGAAGCAGAGCAUCUGCUCAAGAGAAAACCAGAUAUUGUGACUCCCAACGGUCUCAAUGUGAAGAAGUUCUCAGCGAUGCACGAGUUUCAGAACCUCCAUGCCCAGAGCAAAGCCCGGAUCCAGGAGUUCAUCAGGGGUCACUUCUACGGGCACCUGGACUUCAAUCUGGAUAAAUGUAUCUUCCUCUUCAUCGCCGGCCGCUAUGAGUUUUCCAAUAAGGGAGCCGACAUCUUCCUCGAAGCACUUGCCAGACUGAACUACCUGCUCCGGGUGAAUCAGAGCGACGUGACCGUCGUCGCCUUCUUCAUCAUGCCGGCGAGAACCAAUAAUUUCAACGUGGAAACUCUGAAAGGACAGGCUGUGAGGAAACAGCUGUGGGACACAGCCAACACAGUGAAAGAGAAGUUUGGGAAAAAACUCUACGAGUCUCUGUUAGUAGGGCAGCUGCCCGAUUUGAAUAAGAUGAUGGACCAGGAGGAUUUCACCAUGAUGAAGAGAGCCAUCUUCGGCACUCAGAGGCAGUGCCUUCCCCCGAUCUGCACUCACAACAUGCUGGACGACGCGACCGACCCCGUCCUCAACACCAUCCGCAAGCUGGGCCUGUUUAACAAGAGCGCCGACCGGGUCAAGGUUAUUUUCCACCCUGAGUUCCUCUCCUCCACCAGUCCUCUCUUGCCGAUGGAUUACGAGGAGUUUGUGAGGGGCUGCCACCUGGGGGUCUUCCCAUCCUACUACGAGCCCUGGGGCUACACACCCGCGGAGUGCACAGUCAUGGGGAUCCCCAGCAUCUCGACGAACCUCUCUGGGUUCGGCUGCUUCAUGGAGGAGCACAUCGCCGACCCCUCUGCCUACGGGAUCUACAUUCUGGACCGCCGGUUCCGAGGCGUGGACGGCUCCUGCAAUCAGCUGGCCUCCUUCCUGCUCGCUUUCUGCCAGCAGAACCGGCGCCAGAGAAUCAUCCAAAGAAACCGGACCGAGCGACUGAGCGACCUGCUGGACUGGAAACACCUGGGCAAGUAUUACAUGUCUGCGAGACACAUGGCCCUCGCGAAAGCCUUCCCAGAAUCCUACAGCUACGAUCCCCAGGAAAACACAGCGACCCCCGGGUUCAGGUACCCGCGCCCCGCCUCCGUGCCCCCCUCCCCCUCGCUGUCCCGCCACUCCUCCCCCCGGCACAGCGACGCGGAGGAAGAGGAGGGGGAGGGGAGAGAUGAGCGCUACGACGAGGAAGAGGAGGCUGAGAAGGACCGGCUCAACAUCAAACCAGUCUCCUUACUGGGAGCUGUGGGGGAGUGGAGGGGGCACAGCAGCGGCUCCACCAGUAACACCAGUGUAACCAGCAACAGCCCCCCCAGUGAGCUGACCUCUCCCAGCAACUCUGAGAAGAACUAGAGAGAG
This is a messenger RNA of Polyodon spathula (Mississippi paddlefish), 2404 nucleotides long. RefSeq names its product glycogen synthase 1 (muscle) (gene gys1). Gene Ontology annotation, molecular function: alpha-1,4-glucan glucosyltransferase (UDP-glucose donor) activity. Gene Ontology annotation, cellular component: cytoplasm. The transcript is spliced from 16 exons. The coding region runs from base 215 to 2398 and encodes 727 amino acids. The record is from RefSeq and is a predicted model, not a curated record. Lineage: Eukaryota; Metazoa; Chordata; Actinopteri; Acipenseriformes; Polyodontidae. Gene Ontology annotation, biological process: glycogen biosynthetic process.